AUGACCGGCACGCUUCCCGGUGUUGAAUGUGCUCGAAGAAGACGGAUUCAUUAUACAGUUGGGGGGGCAGAUUCACCCAGUGCCUCUGGUUCUGGGUUUACAAGGCGCUCGUCUUUUUGCUUGUAUACAAGCAGCCAUGAAUCCCAGCUCAUCACCUCUUCUUCUUCUUCCAUGCAAAGAAGCAUGGUGAAUCAGGAAUAUGAGAAUGAGAACCUAGGUAAAGUGGCAAGAGAAGCCAAAGAGAGGUUGGAUGAGAGGCUAAGAGCACAGCGGAAAUCAGAAACCAAAAGGUGCCAAGAAAGAUUAAGGAUCAUGGGGGGCAGGAAUAGCCCUAGCAACCAAGAAAGAUUGAGGGGUAAGGAAAUAGAGAACAGGACUAAGACUAGCACCACCCAAGAAAAAUUGAAGGGUAUAGAUGGCAGAUCUAUGGUGCUUAGGGAUUUGCAGACAGAGGUGUUUGGGUUGAAGAAAAGUGGGUUAAAGAGGUUAAGUUGGGCAAAGUUAGGAGGGAAAGGCUUGGAGCCAGAGGAGUGUGCCGUGUGCUUGGACCAGUUCAAGGUGGGUGAGACCCUGGUGCACCUGCCUUGCGCUCAUAGGUUCCAUUCAAGGUGUUUGGAGCCAUGGCUGGAGAAUAAUGCGCAUUGCCCUUGUUGCAGAAUGGAGCUUUUGAGUUAA
Messenger RNA from Ilex paraguariensis (yerba mate), 675 nucleotides. Lineage: Eukaryota; Viridiplantae; Streptophyta; Magnoliopsida; Aquifoliales; Aquifoliaceae. The record is from the annotation of a GenBank genome assembly.